Molecule: messenger RNA, 975 nt
Organism: Gongylonema pulchrum
Lineage: Eukaryota; Metazoa; Nematoda; Chromadorea; Rhabditida; Gongylonematidae
Source: the annotation of a GenBank genome assembly
UAUUAUCGAGAACAGAGCAACAGUCGGAACUCACUUUCGCUUCUGGAAAAUGUCGACGGGUAUAGCGCGUACCCGGAAUCAUCAGAGCAUAGUGUUUUAUUGAAAUUCCGUCCAGCUAAUGGUCAUUUAGCGAAAGGCACUUUUGUUGUCUGUAAAGCGGAUAUCCUGAAGGAAGAUUGUCCACUGUGGAGAAUUGAUAACCAGAAUCUGCUGCAGAAAUAUCCACCGUUGUCUCUGAAUGGCAGAGUUGCUUAUCGAAAUAGCUCUACGUAUUCGGGUUGGUGUGAUCAGAUUGCUGAUAGCUAUCUCGUGAUACGGGUACGCUUCAUCAAACAUACUCGUUCUGAAUCGAUUGUUGAACCGGAAAUAUCACUUCUGGAUAUGUUCCCGGCUAUUAGCACUGAGUGUGAAGAAGAGCAGUCCGGAAGUUCGGAAAUAGUCGUGAGACAGAAAGUCGAUUUAUUUGCUGACGAUACUGUACGGAAGCAAAUGGCUGUGUAUGUGAAAGCGAUGCUCAAUCAUGCGCUUGAUAUGUCAUUUUUCCAGACGGCGAAACAGAACAAUGGAACGGAGCAAAGCCGCAAGCCAAAACAUUUUCGAGCUAGUGAAAAUUCACGUAAAAUUGAAGAUUGGAAUUGGCUUUGCGCACUGAAUAACAUUGAUGAGUUGAAUCGGGAGAGGAAGGCGAAGGUACAGUCACGCGUGAAGUGGAUACAACGAUAUAUGGACUUGCUCCACUUUUAUUCGUCUUGUGUGAUAUGCGAGUCAGAAGGCACUGGCCUAACUUGUCAGGCGUGUGGUAAUGCUGAUGUUGAGAAUGUUGUUCAACUGUUUUGUAAUGAGGGUUAUGACUACGAUACUCUGGAAGCAGAAGAGGUGCGUUAUACAGGAUCGGGAUCGCCACUACAUGCUGUGGUAAGAGUUUGUUGUAAUGUGCUCUCUGGACCGUUGCCGAGGGCGUUAAUUUUCCCCUAA